UAUGCGCCUACUUCUCUUGAUCUGAUUUUCUCUAGCCAGUUAGCUUAUCACCCAAUUAGCCAAAUAGACCUAGAUAUGCCGUUAAGUGUAUCUAGUGAAUUGUCAGGCGGGAAUAGAAACCUUCCAAGAGCUACAAGAAUAUGGAUUGUAGGUAAGGAGAUUUUAACUCAUGAAGGUAUUCUUUAUCGUAGUUCUCAUGAAUGGAAAAAGCUGAACGACGCAUUUAUAUGUGAAAAAUCGCAAUCCAUACCUGAAGAAUUUUUAUGGGAAGAAAAUUUAGAUAUUCCUCCUUCAGAAGAGCUUAAAGCUGAUUUUGAUAAAGUUUGGAAGUCACUAGGAGGUGCUCAGUCUUAUCGAUUCCGUUACUGA
Messenger RNA from Funneliformis geosporum, 369 nucleotides. NCBI's taxonomy places the organism in Eukaryota, Fungi, Glomeromycota, Glomeromycetes, Glomerales, Glomeraceae. The record is from the annotation of a GenBank genome assembly.